Cinara cedri is the source of this 2486-nucleotide messenger RNA. NCBI's taxonomy places the organism in Eukaryota, Metazoa, Arthropoda, Insecta, Hemiptera, Aphididae. The record is from the annotation of a GenBank genome assembly.
AACCCAAAUUAUGCUCAUUUCAACAAAACCAACUAGUUAUCCAAAAUAUUAAGGUGCUCUGACUGGGCGAGUUUUUGUAGUCCGUCAUGUUAUUUUAUAGUUACUAGAUUUCAUUGGUUUUAUAAUUUGAUCAAGUAUAACAUUAUUUAUUGCAACAGUUAUUAAUCAUGUCGGGCAAAGACAAAUUACCAAUCUUUCCAUCUCGUGGGUAAGUAAAAACAUCUGUAAUAAGAUAGACAAAAUUUGGGCGUUGUCUAUAUUAAUUGAAACAAACUAUUUUAGUUAUUAUGUAGGAAUUAUGCUAACAAAUUUAAAUAAAACAAUUUUAUAUUUUACAUAAAAUGUAUGUUAAGUUGAUGUUUUUCAAACAAAAGCCAAUACAAAAUAUAUACAUAAAUCGUACAGGAUGUAAAUUGGUUAAAAUGUAUCAUUUUAUUGUAAUUUUAAUUAUAUUUAAGGGCACAGACAAUGAUGAAAGGGCGUCUUAUGGGAGCACAAAAAGGCCAUAGUUUAUUAAAGAAAAAAGCAGAUGCCUUGCAAAUGAGAUUUCGUAUGAUUCUUGGUAAAAUUAUUCAGGUGAGUUGUUAUAUUUCUUCAAUCGUUGAUAAUUCUUUAUCAAAUGCUUAAUAUUUUAUAAUAACUUAUUUUUUUUAUUUAUAGACAAAAACAUUGAUGGGUGAGGUCAUGAAAGAAGCAGCAUUCUCUUUAGCUGAAGCGAAAUUCACAACUGGAGAUUUUAAUCAAGUUGUCUUGCAAAAUGUAACAAAAGCUCAAAUAAAAAUUCGCACUAAAAAAGAUAAUGUUGCUGGUAAAUAAAAAUAUUUUUCAUGUUAGAAUAUAAUCAUAAUAAAUAGUUUUAAUUUAGGAGUGACAUUGCCUGUUUUCGAAAGUUACCAGGAUGGUACAGAUACUUAUGAAUUAGCCGGUUUAGCUCGAGGUGGUCAACAGUUGGCAAAACUUAAAAAAAAUUAUCAAACAGCAAUUAAACUUUUGGUCGAAUUGGCUUCAUUGCAAACAUCUUUUGUUACAUUAGAUGAUGUUAUUAAAAUAACAAAUAGGAGAGUGAAUGCUAUUGAACACGGUAUGUAUUUAUAAUGAAGUACAUUUGUUUCAUCAUGUUUUAUGUACCUAUUUAAAAAUUGAUAUAUAAUAAUUCAUUUUCUAGUAAUCAUACCCAGAAUUGAAAAAACCCUUGCAUAUAUAAUAUCUGAACUUGAUGAAUUAGAGCGAGAAGAAUUUUACAGGUAUAUAACAAUAGAAGUAUAACUUUUGCUAUGAUUUAUAGUUGAUUUUUCAGAAAUUUAAUAUUACUUAAAUAUGUUGUUACAUAUUGAUUUAUGUUAUUAAGGUUAAAGAAAAUUCAAGAUAAGAAGAAAAUUGCAAAUAAGAAGAAAGAACAACUUAAGCAAGACAGAAAAGAGGCCGAGUAUAGUAACAUGUUGGAUGAAGGCGAUGAAGAUUUGUUAUUUUAAUUGAAAUGAUAUCAAUGAUGUCCUUGAAUAAACACAAAUUAGGUACUGCGAGGAUAUUAAGUAUUUGUUUUCUUAUUAAAAACUGAAAUGUUUUUGUAUUUCAUUCUCUUAGCAAUUAAUAUAAAAUCAAAUUAAGGGUUAUAUUGUACACAAUACUAAAUCAUCAUUUUCAGUUACCAUGUAAUAUGCCCAUUCAUCCUCAUUAAAUGUAGAAUAAUGAAUCCAACAAUUAAUGUAACUAAACUCAAAUUGAUUUUUAAUAUAGCCAAAAGUAUGGACCCUAAAAGUUGGUAAAUUGUUAUAUUUCAAAAAUAAUUUUAAGCGAUUUUAGGAUAUGCAAUAGGUAUUUUAUUAGAUAUUAUUUAAUUGGUUUAUAUUAAAUUAGAAUUUAUGUCUGUCAUAGAUUUAUUAUGGUAUAAUGUUUUAAUAUUUUUAUGUAAUAAACAUUCCAUCAUUUAUCUAAGUAUCGAGAACAUUUUGGCACAGACCGUUAGUGUACCUAUAAUAUGUAAUAAAAAAAAUUAUUUUAACAUGAAUAUUGAUUUAAUUGUUUUUUCUUAACUGCUGUGUAAUACUGCCUAAUGCUAGAAAAAAAAAAAAACUAUGGCUUUAAUUUAAUAUAUUGUGUGAUAUAUUAUCAAAUAAAAAUUUAAAAUUAUUAUUAUGUGCAUCAUUUUUUAAUGGUUUAAUAUGGUACUGAUUAUAAUAGUAUUAGAAACGGUAAAGAUAAAGUAUUAAAACUAUAUUCCUAAUAAUAAUAUAAUUUACAAAAUUUAAAUUUUAAACUAUUUAAUUACUAUUGUACUCAUAUUAUUUGGAAACUGAGCUUACGGUUAAUAUUAAAAUUCAUUAUCUACGUGUAUUAAAUCUAUCUAUUUUAAGACCCAUUUAUCUAUGGUUAUGGUUUAUGGACUCAAAAACUACUAAACUGAUUUUGCUGGAAAUCACACAGUUUAUUCUUGUUAAUUUUAGGAAUAGUUAGAAUGUUGUUUGAAUCUGAUCCAUAAAGUGGUG